Molecule: messenger RNA, 1113 nt
Organism: Prunus persica (peach)
Lineage: Eukaryota; Viridiplantae; Streptophyta; Magnoliopsida; Rosales; Rosaceae
Product: protein SPA, chloroplastic
Exons: 5
Coding region: 380-862 (160 amino acids)
Source: RefSeq, a predicted model, not a curated record
UUAUAUGCCCAUCAAGAUUGAGAUGGGCCAGACUAUUGGGCUUCGUUUAACCCAUCUAAAUUCCAAAGAAUACAAUUUCAUAGCCGAGGAUGGAGCCACGUAGAGGAAAACAUUGAGCUUGUGUUGUGAACUUGUGAUAGACAAAGCUCUCCACUCGGCUGUCUGGUGGUUGAUAUGAGAGCCAACUGUGAACCCCACAUAUCCAAAUCCACCAGCGCUUGGUCCUUGGUUUCGUUUCUACCAUCAUACCAUUGCGUUGUGUUUCUCUUUCUGUCUUGUUCAGUUUUGAGUUUCAAGUAAAAUGCUGCCAUAUUUCUCGUGGACUUCCAGGUCUUACUAAUUUUUUUUGUAGUUUGUAUACCAGAAAAUUGACCUGGAAAUGUCACUAGCGCCCUCAAUUCCCCGCCUUCACUCUCCCUUCCUCUGCUGCCCCCUCAAGCUCUCCACGUCUCCUUCUUCUUUAUGUAUAUCCCACAAAUUUGCAGGAAAUCAACGGUCGCCCAGGUCCUAUCCAUGCAUUAGAGCUCUGGAUCUUGAUCAAAACACGGUUGUGGCAAUCUCAGUUGGGUUGGUGAGUGUUGCAGUUGGGAUUGGCAUUCCGGUUUUCUAUGAAACCCAAAUUGACAGUGCUGCAAAGCGAGACAACACUCAGCCAUGCUUCCCUUGCAGUGGAACUGGCGCACAAAAAUGCAGGUUUUGUACGGGAACUGGCACAGUCGUAGUGGAGCUUGGUGGGGAUGAGAAAGAAGUGUCUAACUGCAUUAAUUGUGACGGGGUGGGUUCGUUUACUUGCACCACAUGCCAAGGUUCUGGGAUUCAACCUCGCUACCUUGAUCGCAGAGAAUUCAAAGACGAUGACUGAAGUCUGCGAAGAAGAAGAACUGGGAUAUUGGAUUCUCUUCCAAGUUGAGGGAUGCUUAACUUAAAAAGAGGAAUUAUAUAUAUUGAGAAGAAAUCUCGAGUGUUUUUGGUUCUUUUCUCUACUCACCUUUUCUACAUUGAUGUGUCCAAUUGCUUUCAUACCUUCAUCUGAUCCACGCAUGAUUGAUUCUCUUCCUUUUUGUUUUAUUUCUGAAUAAGAUGAAACAAGAAUUAGUUUUGUUAUGCUCUGCU